AUGAACACAUUGCCAUUAAGGCGAGAUGCAUUAGAUAAUAUUAUUGGGACGGGUGGAGAUAUAAAUUGCAUAUGGGAGUUAAGAAUGAGUUUGAAUACAUUUGCAAAUUUAUGUGAAUUACUACAAGUUCAAGGUGGGCUAGACAAAGAUGGUCAUGUUGGCAUAAGUGAACAAGUAGCAACUUUCUUGAUCAUAUUAGCUCAUCAUACCAAAAAUUGUAGCGUACAAGUUAGGUUUUAUAGGUCUAGUAAAACUAUUAGUAGGUAUUUUCAUAAGGUAUUAGGUUCGGUUUUGCGUGUCCAAAGUGUGUUAUUUGCAAAGGCAGACCAUGUACAAGAGGAUUGUAUAGAUUCCAAAUGGAAAUGGUUUAAGGGUUAUCUAGGAGUAUUAGAUGGCACUUACAUAGAUGUCACAGUCCCCAAGGGUGAUAAAUCUAGGUAUCAUGUGAAUGAGUGGACUCAAGGUCACCGUGCAUCACAGAAUCGUCUAGAGUUAUUUAAUAAGAAGCACUCUUCGACUAGGAAUGUGAUUGAGCGGUGCUUUGGGUUGCUUAAGAAGAGAUGGAUGAACAUGGAUGUUGAUCUCCAGGAAGAUGCAACUCUUUUAUUAGAGCAUAUACCCAUAGGAGAUGACACAAUUGUUGAUGAAGCCGACAUAAUUGAUGUUGUGAAAAGUAGCCAUGAGUGGACUCAAUGGCGUGAGAACUUUGCAACUGAAAUGUGA
Molecule: messenger RNA, 723 nt
Organism: Arachis duranensis
Lineage: Eukaryota; Viridiplantae; Streptophyta; Magnoliopsida; Fabales; Fabaceae
Exons: 4
Coding region: 1-723 (240 amino acids)
Source: RefSeq, a predicted model, not a curated record